UCAGGGCCGCAUGUGGGUCUAUAUGUUCUUUUUCCAGCUUUCCAAGUGUUGGUCCUGGAGAACCAGGCCAACAUCAUCACGCAGCUUACCGAGCUAAGGAAGAGUGUCGUGGCUACCUCAGCCACGAAGGUAGCAGUCGCGCUGCCUCCAGACGCCCCCACGCUCCCUGCAAGCACGUACGACGGCCUCAAGGAGGUCAACGCUUACGCUGCCUCGCAAGACAAGCUGGAUGUUCUGGUCCAGCACCUAGCCCUUAUUGGGGGCAACGACGAAAAGGACACCACACGCCGGAUCCUCUGUGCCCUUGUGCAGCAUGACCUUGCCCUCAGGUUGAGCUGGUGUGGGUCCGGGGGAAAGAAAGAAGCCUUUGGAGAUCCCCAAAACCUGCGUACCGUCGUGCUUCAUGCUGUCAGGUCAACAUGUUCUAUGGCUACGAAGACUUCUGUUGAAACCACCAUGAAGUCGUGGCUGGUCGCCGCACCGGAUCGAAACGGCGGGCGCAGCAAGCGGCGUGCUGCGGAUCAGCAGCCAACCAGUGCCACCCGUCAGCCACUGCAUGGCGCCCUGCCAAUGGCACUAUACCAGCCCAACGACCGACAUGGUUGGUGGCCGACCCAAAUCCGCCCUCGGCCACUGGUGUUCUGCCAAUGCCACCAUGCCAGCUCGGUGGCCGACCCAAUACCGCCCUUGGCCCUUAGUCUUCUGCCGGUGCCCGGCCAUUGGUGCCCAGCCGAUGCCUGA
This is a messenger RNA of Ixodes scapularis (black-legged tick), 741 nucleotides long. RefSeq lists its product as uncharacterized. The transcript is spliced from 5 exons. Lineage: Eukaryota; Metazoa; Arthropoda; Arachnida; Ixodida; Ixodidae. The record is from RefSeq and is a predicted model, not a curated record. The annotation marks the transcript as partial.